Messenger RNA from Nematocida homosporus, 2691 nucleotides. Its product is annotated as chromatin-remodeling ATPase INO80. Gene Ontology annotation, biological process: DNA repair. Lineage: Eukaryota; Fungi; Microsporidia. Gene Ontology annotation, cellular component: Ino80 complex. The transcript has a single exon. The coding region runs from base 1 to 2691 and encodes 896 amino acids. Gene Ontology annotation, molecular function: DNA binding; ATP-dependent chromatin remodeler activity; histone binding. The record is from RefSeq and is a predicted model, not a curated record.
AUGGGCGUGCCCGAGAGUGAUAGCACUAGUGACUUAGUGCAGUACCAAAUAGAACUUCAUCGUAAGCUUAAGAUGGCCAAAAUGAUAAGAGCCGAGAAAAAGAUCAAAGGACUCUAUCAAUCAGCCCAAAGAACACUUUAUGCCCUGGGUUUAGAUCUAAAUAGAUUGCCGCCUCCAUCUAUGGACCCAUACAUCGAGAGAAGCCAUAAGGAAGAGAUUUUGCAAGAAAUCAAAAACAUUGAUCAAAGUGAGCACCAGGUCUCAGUUGAAGAAGAGACAAAACGAGUCUACGAAGAGAUUUGUAAAAAGUCUAUUCCUAAAGUCCAUAAGGCCCUAAUUAGUCUUAUCUUAACCAGACAAGCCCAACACCGUAAGAUAAGUACAGUCUGUCAACGUGAGUUAAAGAGAGCUCUAGCUAAGACUUCUAAGACCAACCCAGUUCUUAAAGGUAAACGGAUAACCAAAGAGUUACAACAGUUCUUCAAACGAUGUGAAAGAACAAUCCGAGAAAAGAGACGUAAAGAAGAGAAAGAAGACUAUGAACGGCGUAAGAAAGAAGAAGAAGAGGAAGAAGAAGCAAGACAAGCCAAAAAACUAGACUUCCUCAUUACGCAAACAGAACUCUUCUCCCAUUUCAUUCUAGGCAAACGACCGGCCGGCGAUGCCCCACCAACCGAUCUAUCUACUGAUCCGGCAACAGACGAACAGACUAGACUUACACUCGAAGCCGCCGAGAAGCACAAACGAGCAGUUGCCGAGUUCGGUACUACGCCUAUCCCCAAAGGCACCAAGCCAGGAGUUGCUAUAGAUAGUGGUGGUGGUAUAGAUGGUGGUAGUGGUAGUGCUGGUAGUAGAGAAGGAGAAGGAGUGAAUGAGGGUGGCAGUGGAGGAGGAGAAGCCCCUGUGUAUAACAACUCAAUCCUGCCUAUUUCCCAGGGGGUGGCUAUUCCUAGUAUUUUGAGAUGUACGUUGAAAGACUACCAGAAAAGAGGUCUGGAAUGGCUGAUUAGUCUGUAUGACCAAGGGAUUAAUGGUAUGUUGGCUGAUGAAAUGGGUUUAGGCAAAACUGUUCAAGCUAUUUCCUUCUUGGCUUACUUAGCUGAGAAAGGAGGUAAUUGGGGUCCUUUUCUGGUGGUAACUCCGGCCUCUACUUUGCAUAACUGGGAACAGGAGUUCACUAAGUUUGUGCCUACUUUUAAGGUAGUCUCUUACUGGGGAACAGUAGCCGAUCGGAAGGCCCAGCGGAAGUCUUGGCAGCAAAGGAAGUUGCAUAAGGAAGAGUCGCCUUUUCAUGUAGUGAUUACUUCUUACCAACUAGCUGUGACAGAUGAGAAGUACUUUAGUAAGAUAAAGUGGCAGUAUAUGGUUUUAGAUGAAGCUCAGGCUAUUAAGAGUAGUAGUAGUGCCCGUUGGAAGACACUUUUAUCCUUUAAAGCUCGAAGUAGGUUGCUUUUGACCGGAACGCCUAUUCAGAAUACGUUACAUGAACUUUGGGCUUUAUUGCACUUCAUUAUGCCGACUCUGUUUGAUUCUCAUGGCGAGUUCUCAGAAUGGUUUAAGAUUGAAGAUGGAGAUAGUGUAACUGAAGCAGCUAGAUUAAGAAUGGUCUUACAACCGUUUAUGUUAAGACGGGAGAAGAAAGAUGUAGCUGAUGAGUUAGGACAGAAGAUAGAAAAGACUAUUAUCUGUGAACUAUCUCCCAAACAAAAACGGUUGUAUGAAGGUAUUCAAAUGCGAGCUCCCAUGGCUUCCUUUUUAGAUAAUGCCUUGCCUGAUGAUUUAGAGGGAAUGGAAGGAUUAAUGAACUUAGUUAUGCAGUUUAGGAAAGUAUGUAACCAUCCGGACUUAUUUGAGAAGAAAGAAACCUCAACGGGUUGGUGCCAGCCGCCUAAUCAGAUAUACAUUCCUCAAGUCUUAGCUCCUUUAGCCUUUUAUCCAGUAGCUAGAGUUCCAGGCCAGUUCUUACUGGAGACGCACCCGGCUUAUGACCGGAAGCGAUUUUGGUGUUCAACGCCGGAUGUGAAACGAAUGAAGUUAGAACCGAGUUUAAGUGAGGAUUUAGUGGGCGCACUGGAAACAGCUUGUAUGCCGCGUUGUAUUCCUCCGAAGCAGGUAGCUAUUUCUCCGGCCUAUGUACCGACAGCCGCGGACUUACCGGUGGACUUACGGGCCGAAUUACCUACGCCACCCGUAUAUGUACCAUCUAUGGGCCGGUUUGUGAGUGAUAGUGGCAAGUUAUGUGUUCUGGAUACUUUACUGCCUAAGCUGAAGGAAGAAGGGCAUCGGGUGCUGAUGUACUUCCAGAUGACUAAGAUGAUUGAUUUAUUUGAAGAGUACUUAAUGGUACGUAACUAUUCGUACUUGCGUUUGGAUGGCAGUAGUAAGAUUGCUAAUCGGAAAGAGUUAGUGAAAGACUGGCAAUCAAAUGCCGAUCGGUUUAUUUUCUUGCUUAGUACUCGUGCGGGAGGUUUAGGGAUUAAUUUGACGGCGGCUGAUACGGUUAUUUUCUAUGAUAGUGACUGGAAUCCAACUGCCGAUCAGCAGGCCAUGGAUAGAGCGCAUCGGCUUGGCCAAACGAAGCAGGUUACUGUAUAUAGACUGAUAACUGCUGGCACCAUUGAGGAGCGUAUAAUGGAGCGAGCCGGGGUCAAGGGCGAAAUUCAGCGCAUGGUCAUUAAGACCCGGGACUAA